UUAGCAGCUGUAUUUCCUGCUUUGCUGCUGUUACCACUCGAAGCAAUGGCAGAAGUGAAAGCUUCCCUAAUUUGUGGCGUUAUCGCCGCGUUUCUGGCUUCAGCGGUGUUUGCAUUUGUUGAAGAUCUAGAUGACACAUUUAAAGACACCAGAGUGAGCGAUGUCUGGCUGGUUGAUUUCUAUGCGCCAUGGUGCGGCUACUGUAAAAAGCUGGAGCCGGUGUGGUAUGAUGUGGGAGCAGAGCUGAAGAGCUCCGGAUCGCCGGUCCGCGUGGGAAAGAUGGAUGCUACGGCUUACUCUGGAAUGGCGUCAGAGUUCGGUGUUCGAGGUUACCCCACGAUAAAACUGUUAAAGGGGGAUCUCGCCUAUAAUUACAAGGGGCCAAGGACAAAAGACGAUAUUGUAGAGUUUGCCAACAGAGUGGCAGGCCCGGCCGUCAGGGCACUUCCCAGCAAGCAGAUGUUCGAGCACAUGAUGAAACGACAUGAUGUGCUCUUUGUGUAUGUCGGUGGAGACUCUCCCCUCAAAGAGAAGUACAACGACGUUGCCUCCGAGCUCAUUGUCUACACUUAUUUCUUCUCGGCUUCAGAGGAAGUGUUCCCGGAGUCAGUCACUUUGCCAGAGCUUCCUGCGGUUGUAGUAUUCAAGGAUGGAGCCUACUUUACCUACGAUGAGUACGAGGACGCUAGUUUGUCGUCCUGGGUUAACAAGGAGCGCUUCCAAGGAUACCUUCCGAUCGACGGCUUCACAUUGUAUGAGCUCGGGGAAACAGGCAAAUUGGUGGCGAUAGCAGUCAUCGAUGAGAAGGACCCCGCAGAGGAUAGCGGCAGAUUAAAGACCUUGAUUCAGAGGGUGUCGAAGGAAUACAGAGAACAUUUUAACAGAGACUUCCAGUUUGGCCACAUGGAUGGGAACGACUACAUUAACAGCCUCAUUAUGGGCGAGGUGACGGUGCCCUCCGUUAUCAUCCUCAACACAUCCAACGAGCAGUACUUCCUGCCCAGCGAGCCCAUCGAGACCAUGGAACAGCUGGUCCAAUUCAUCAACGGCGUUUUGAACGGCUCUGCACAGGCGCAAGGAGGUGACGGCUUCAUUCAGAGGAUCAAACGCGUGGCUUUCGAUGCCAGAUCCACCAUUAUGUCAGUGUUCCGCAGCUCUCCGAUGCUGGGCUGCUUCCUGUUUGGCUUACCACUGGGUGUAAUUAGCCUGAUGUGCUACGGCAUCUGCACAGCCGAGUCGGAUGAUGGUUCAGAUGACAUGGAUGCGCUCAAGAGGGAGGGCCUGACUGACGAAGAGGAGGAAGAGGAAGAGGAGGAGGAGGAGAGGCAACGCGCCGCUGAGCUUGAGGGCCCCGAAGAGGAAGACAACGAGGAUGACGUUGCAGGGGAGAAGGAUCCCGAAGAGAAGAAAACCGAUUAACACAGGGGCUCCCACCGGAGAGAGGAUGAGAGGCCUAGGCAAAUGCGGUGACAUGAAACUCAAAGACAUAUCGAUGUAUUACUGUUCUGCUUCUUUGUCUUUCAUAUCACUUCCCCUCGAAGCCCCUCUAACACAGGCUGUUCUCCCAUCUUCCAGUUCUGUGUUUAAGGCCAGCUGCUGAGAGAUGCCAUGUUUCAAUAUAAAAGCCUUUUUAAUGAUGGAGUUUAAAACAUAAUGUUCAAGAAAAGGAAUGACUGUGAAACAAACAAACCACUUAUUUAUUACGAUCGACCAAACAGUGGUUUAUUCUGUGAUGUUUGACCCUUUCCCAUGUUGUUUUGUUACCACUUAAAUGCCCCUAUUAUGUCCUUUUUUCCCGGGCUGUUAAGUUUUUUCCUUCAGAAUCCAGUUCUUGAAUACAUCUUGAAACUGAAUACUGAGAAUUUUGUUUGCUUCCUACCUUCUACCCAAAGUGAUAGAUUAAAGUGUGUAGAAAAAGAAGAAAGUGACCAAGAAGGAAAAUCUGCCAUAAAUCAAUUGUGCUUUUUUCUUUUGUAUGUUGCGCCCUGAAAAAUAAUUAUUCUGCUUCUUCUGCUUCUAGGGUUGCUAAGUGCCGAGAUAGUCGUACAAUUCACUUUAUUUCUCAUGCCAACUACCUGUUACGGUCCCAUUUUUGAAAAUGAUUGAUAAAACAAUAUAGAGUGGUAACGGGUAUCAGUCUAUCUUAUACUAGAAUUUGGCAUAUGAAAAAAAUGCCAACAUGAAAACUGCUUAGAAUUCCAUGCAUAGGUCUGUACCUGUACAGCAGACAGUCAUAACAUGCAUCAGUAGUUCCUGCAGCUUUUAACAACUCAUAUUGCUCAGAGAUUGGCUCUCUGUUUCCUUAUUUCAAUCUGUCCUCCAUCACUGGCUGCUAUAUUGAAUUCAGUAGGCAGGUUGAAGUUUAAAUCCUCAUGCACUGAGAUGUACACUGAGCGUACAAAAAUAUUAAGCCUGUCUUCCUUCUUAGUUUCAUUGCUUUUUGUCAGUCAUAACCCAAUAUUGUUAGUUUACUCAAGGCUUAGAAAUCAAUCUCAGUCUUAUUUUAGUUCCCUCAUGACUGAAGGGUCAGGACUUGAAUCAAAAAGAAGUUAUAGCUUGCUCUUGGAUUGUAGUAGAAAGCUUGUUUCAUGAACAGAGCACCCAGUGAAAGAUGCACAGUUGAGUGCAUCUUGUUGGAUUUUGGGGCCUCUCUUGGGGCAUCGGAAAGCACCUGAGAACACCUUUUAUUAUUGUGAACGUUCGGGCUCACACCUGGGUUCCCAAUGAUGGAAGGACCACUGGUACUUUUGAAACAAAAUAUAUUUAUUUCCGCACAGCCCGUUAACAGCGUUCUUGCUGGCUAGUCGCUCUCGUCCGGCGUGGGAGGUGGAGACAGUUCUCCCUCAGGACCCAGUCUACUGCCCCCGAACCAGGUUACGACCAUGACUUUAAUCAGUGCCUGAUUACCUGAUCCCGAUCAGCUGUCUGGCUUCCGGCUGAGCCACUCCUACCACUCCAGCAGCCGGCGCCCUAACCACACCCCGCUGCCACAAUAUAUUUAGUAUAAAUUCAAUAUUUGUGACUAACAAUUAAAGGUAAAGCUUAAGUUAACACAGAAACUCAGGGUGCAUUCUUAAGGUUUGAUUUACAGUGGUUUUCAUGGCGACAAAAGCACAUGUUCAUCAACUGUUAGAAGCUCACUCAUGAGUGCAUUACAAAACCUGAAAUAACCUUCUAUGAGGAGGACAUUAGCAAAAAUAAAUAAAUGCUUAUUCACGUUUUGCCAAGCUUCAUAUAGGAAAGUUGAAGCCACUAUUGUCUAAAGGGAACAUAUGAAUCUUGUUCCAGGACUUGGUUAGCUUAGCUUAGCUUAGCAUAAACACUAUGACUCGGGGAAAACAGCUUUCUUGAAUCUCUCGAAAAGAUAAUAUCACAAUUGUCAAUUAUGAAAACACUUUUGAUUAUGUGUGUAGACAUUUUUUUGUUUUUUUUCUUGAGCCUUGAAAGCUCACAGGGUAUACAUCAGGAAGCCGCUGCACCAGGCAAAUUUACCUUGGCGAAUAAACUCCAGUAAAGCCACAAAUGUUAUACAAUACUGUUAUUACACAGAGGAAACACAAUAGAGUGUGUUCUUUAGUGAGCUGGUUGGCAGUUUAUUUUCUUUCUCAUAUUUAAUCACAGCCAAAGAUUUGUUUUACCCUGUUUCCAGUAUAUCCAUCAUACAGACAUUCAAUUGUUAUCGGCAAGAAAGGGUUCUUCCUAAAAUGUCAAACUCUUCCUCCAGAGUGGUUUGCCAGAUUAUUAGUCGCUCUGCAUUUGUUUUACAUUAUUCAUAUGAAACAUUCAUUCAUUAUAUUUAACAUACAGUGCAGAGGAGUAAUUAGAAGUUUGAAAUGUGCAAUGACAGCUUAUAUAUAACCGGCUUUCCCUCAAGGGAUCUUUAACACAUGGUGAUGAAUGAGCAUUAGGUUCGUCCCUGACCUUGGGAAGAGUAACCUGGCAAAAUAAAUCUUAACUCUUAAUUCCACAUCUUAAUUUUAGCUUGAGCUUUUAAUCGCUUCUCCUAUAGUCACAACUGAACUCCUAAAUGGACUUUGAAUCAAGAUGACUCUAAGUAAUGAAUGUUUUAAGCUGUUUAUGCCAAUAUUGUGUAAAGGUAAUCUUCAAUUCUUCCCCCAUAUUUUGCAACCAUUUAAAAAAAAAAGUGUAGCUAAGAAAUAAAUACACUUCACAGUUUGUUAUUCAUUUCAUUGUGCUUUUGUAGUUCAGUAAAUAUUGUAACCUGAUCAACUUAGGAACCUCAACCUAAGCAUACCUGUUGUUUUUAAUAUACAGAGGUUUUCUGUAUUGUUACUGUGAAUCUGCACUAAAGGAAACCAUGCCCUCGCCUUGCCUUCUGGUCUUUGUAGUUGCCUACCAUUCUCUGCCAAACUUCCUCUUUGGGUUGGAAUUGAGAUUGUCACACUUUAUUACUGGUUUGAAAGAUUGAAAUAAAGAUUGUCCUCUUUU
Molecule: messenger RNA, 4449 nt
Organism: Eleginops maclovinus (Patagonian blennie)
Lineage: Eukaryota; Metazoa; Chordata; Actinopteri; Perciformes; Eleginopidae
Product: protein disulfide-isomerase TMX3-like
Exons: 16
Coding region: 46-1419 (457 amino acids)
Biological process (GO): peptidyl-cysteine oxidation
Cellular component (GO): endoplasmic reticulum; cell surface
Molecular function (GO): protein disulfide isomerase activity
Source: RefSeq, a predicted model, not a curated record